This is a messenger RNA of Aspergillus niger, 582 nucleotides long. RefSeq lists its product as uncharacterized. Bases 1 to 582 code for a protein of 193 amino acids. Lineage: Eukaryota; Fungi; Ascomycota; Eurotiomycetes; Eurotiales; Aspergillaceae. The transcript is spliced from 3 exons. The record is from RefSeq and is a predicted model, not a curated record.
AUGGGAGCGGCAAGUGGACGGUGUCACAGAGCCACUGGUUGGGCAGAGCAAGGAGUUACGCACAGUCACAGCACCCGGUUAGGAAAGCGGACAAACAACCACUCGCAAGGAAUCAAGGGGAGCGAUCUCGGAGGAUUGAAUGCUAUAAAAAGACAGAAACAGUAUUUAGGCGCUGACGUUGUGCCGACCCUCGUCAACAAAGGGCAAAUGAAAGGCAGAGAUAACUCGCACGGCGAAGAUGGAGUGGAAAUGAAACGAAAGGAGGUGAAGAAGAAGAAGAGGAAGGACGAAGUAAGAACGGAAGAAGAAAAACAGAGAGAUGCCAGUCGCGAUGGGAAGAGAGGAGGGGAAGGGGAAGAGAGGAAGAGGACGAAGUGGAGGGAUGAAGUAGGGACUUGCUUUUUUACAGCAGUGAUGAGGUACAGAUCAAGUAUGGGAGGGCAGUCGGUAACCGGUAAUAAUAAUGCCAAUCGAUACAAUAAUAAUCUAACAAUAAAUAAUAAAAUCGGGAAAAAGAACAAUAAUAAUUUUAAACGACCGGCCAGUGUCGAGGGACGGAGACUUUGGGUCUGGGAGGAGUAA